Messenger RNA from Coregonus clupeaformis (lake whitefish), 5461 nucleotides. Its product is annotated as ecotropic viral integration site 5 protein homolog. The coding region runs from base 482 to 2989 and encodes 835 amino acids. The record is from RefSeq and is a predicted model, not a curated record. The transcript has 20 exons. NCBI's taxonomy places the organism in Eukaryota, Metazoa, Chordata, Actinopteri, Salmoniformes, Salmonidae.
UCUCUCUCUCUUUCUCUCUCUCUGUGUCUCUCACUGUGUGUGUUCAUAUGUGCAUACAUUUUGAAUAUCUCAGGAGGAGGAACAGCACUUUGACCCUGCCUGCCAUGACAGUGUGAUCAGCACAUGACUUGGCAAAGUACCGGAAGACACACAGCGAAUCUGCUUUGAGACGAUUGUUCAGAAAAUGGAGUUAGGUGACAAAAGACUGUAAAGUUAGGAGACAAACUUAGGAGAAGCUGUUUCAAUUCCCUGGAGUGUUACUGAUCUCGGCAGUCUUUUCUGCCUAAAGUUCUUAUCUACUGUUGGAAGUUUUUUCUAAACUGUUUUCCUUUUGUUGAUACUGACUGGAUUUCUGCAUGGAUUGUAAAGACUACAUUUGGAAUAGCAACACUCUUUACAGGUGGCGACUGACAAGGUUGCAGGCAAGCUGAGUUCUACUCUCUCAUGGGUGAAGAACUCGGUGUCACACACGGUCAGUCAGAUGGCUAGCCAGGUGGCCACGCCGUCUAGCCAGAUGGCAACGGUGCCCUCAUCCCUGCAGACCACCACAGCCACCUCCUCCUCCACCUCCCUCUCCCUGUCCUCCCCGUCCCCCACGUCGGCGUCGCCCGCCAAGCUCAGCCCAGAUGAACUGGAGCUGCUCGCCAAGCUGGAGGAGCAGAACAGGUUGCUGGAGACGGACAGUAAGUCCCUCCGCUCUGUUAACGGAUCCAGACGUAACAGCGUCUCCAGCCUCGUGUCCAGCUCCUCAGCUUCCUCCAACCUGUCUCACCUGGAGGAGGACUCCUGGAUCCUCUGGGGACGCAUAGUCAAUGAGUGGGAGGAGGUCCGCAAGAAGAAGGAGAAGCAGCUCAAGGAUCUGGUCAGAAAAGGGAUCCCCCACCACUUCCGGGCGAUAGUAUGGCAGUUGCUAUGCAAUGCCCAGAACAUGCCUAUCAAAGACCAGUACUCUGAGCUGCUGAAGAUGGUAUCACCCUGCGAGAAGCUGAUUCGCCGGGACAUCGCCCGGACCUAUCCUGAGCAUGAGUUCUUUAAGGAGGACAGCUUGGGACAGGAAGUACUCUUCAAUGUCAUGAAGGCCUACUCUCUGGUGGACCGGGAGGUCGGUUACUGUCAGGGAAGUGCUUUCAUCGUCGGACUGCUGCUCAUGCAGAUGCCCGAGGAGGAGGCGUUCUGUGUGUUCGUGAAGCUGAUGCAGGACUACAGACUGAGAGAACUGUUCAAACCCAGUAUGGCUGAGCUGGGACUCUGCAUGUACCAGUUUGAGUUUAUGAUCCAGGAACUUCUCCCAGACCUCCAUAUCCACUUCCAGGCCCAAAGUUUCCACACCUCUAUGUACGCCUCCUCCUGGUUCCUCACCAUCUUCCUCACCUCCUUCCCUCUCCCUGUUGCUACUAGGAUCUUUGACAUCUUCAUGUUAGAGGGUCUGGAGAUAGUGUUCCGUGUGGGGCUGGCCAUCCUACAGAUGAACCAGGUAGAACUCGAACAGCUAGACAUGGAGGGAAUGUUACAGCACUUUCAGAGGGUCAUCCCCCACCAGCUGGAAAGUGGACCAGACAAGGUCAUCCUCGCUGCUUAUAACGUCAAGUACAACGCCAAGAAGAUGAAGAAGUUAGAAAAGGAGUACACUACAAUCAAAACUAAGGAGAUGGAGGAGCAGGUGGAGAUUAAGAGGUUGCGCACAGAGAACAGACUGCUGAAACAGAGGAUAGACACACUGGAGAAAGAAAGUGCUUCCUUGGCAGAUAGAUUGAUCCAGGGACAAGUGACACGCGCCCAGGAGGCAGAGGAGACCUACCUGGUCAUGCGGGAGCUGGCCACGGUCAGGCAGCAGAGCGAAGAGGCCACAGCUCAGCUGGAGCUGGCACAGAGCACCAUCAGGGAGCUCCAGCAGAGACCACUAUUGAAGGGUAACCCGCGCUACACAGAGGAGUCUAUCCUGCAGCUGGAGAGAGAGCUGGUUCAGGCCAGGCUAAAGGAGGCGGAGUCACAGUGUGCCCUCAAGGAGAUGCAAGACAAGAUCCUGGACAUAGAGAAGAGGAACACAUCUCUGCCAGAUGACACCAACGUAGUGCGGUUGCAGGAGGAGCUGAUAGCAGUGAAGCUGAGAGAGGCUGAGGCUGUGACGGGGCUGAAGGAGCUCAGACAACAGGUCAGAGACCUGGAGGAGCACUGGCAGUGUCACCUGGCGCGUACGGCGGGCCGCUGGAAGGACAGCCCUAGGAAGAUUACUAUGUGUGAGCUGCAGGACGAGCUGAUGAGUGUCCGACUACGGGAGGCCGAGGCCCAGGCAGAGCUCAGAGAGACACGACAGAGGAUGAUGGAGCUGGAGACACAGAACCAGAUCCAUGGCAACCAGCUGCGUCGGGCGGAGCAGGAGGGGCAGGGCUUUCAGGAGCGUGUGACUGUGCUGACCACCCAGAACAAGAGCCUACACGUUCAGCUGCAGGAGAUCAAACGCAAACAGGCAGAGAUUGAGUGCAAGAACAAGGAGGAGGUGAUGGCGGUGAGGCUGAGAGAGGCUGACAACAUCGCUGCUAUGGCCGAGCUGCAGCAACAAAUCUCUGAACUGGAGAUACAGAAAGAAGAAGGGAAGGUCCAGGGCCAGCUGAACAACACAGACUCCAGUCAGUACAUCCGAGACCUGAAGGACCAGAUAGCUGAGCUCAAACAUGAGAUCCGCUGCUUAAAAGGCCAGAGGGCGGGCAGCAUGUCCAAUCAGCCCGCUUUUGACGGGAUCCACAUCGUCAAUCACUACAUACCAGACGACGAGUCGGACCACUCCUCGGACGAAGACACAGGCUUAGGCAAGACCCCCUCCCAUCUGAACCCUCAGCAGAGCAGCAGCAGCCACAGCAGCCUCGUCAGGCUGCACCCGUCCCUGGAUCCUACCCUGGGGGAUACGGACAGUGAGGGGGAUGAUGAUGAUGGGGAGGGUCUGGUUCUCUCUGUGCCCCCCAACAUCACCCACAAACACACCACCGUGUGACCCGGUGACUGGAGGCUGAUCAGGGCUGUUCUGAUCUAAUACAGUGGGGCAGAGGUGGUGUCCAUGGUAGCAAGCCACUCCUCAGGAGCAUGACGUCUAACUCUGUCUGUGGGAAUCCAACGUAGGGAGCUUCUUGGAAUGGAAGCUUUGGAAGCUUGGAGUGGAACGUGUCAUCUUUGUCAUCAAGUGAAGUCAUCGCAGAAUCACACUUGUGGUGGAGUUGGUUGUUUUCUUUGUGUUUUGUGUUACUCCGUUUGCUUUACUCUUCUUUUGCCAAAACCAGAUUGAGGAGGAUCAUAUCAGUGUGUUACUCUGGUCUGAACCCCAAGUGGAUGGAUCAGAGAAGGACAACAUGAAGGUUCUUUAGCUUCCUGAGCUCCACAGAGCCAGACUGACCACCAGGGGAGUGGAUGGGGGUUACCCCAUCUAGGGUGACCCCACCCAGGCAACCAAACUACGGGCACUCCCUCAGCCCCACAACACCAACCAUGAUACAACAGACACAACACACAGAGAGACUGUGCAAAAUAAUGAUUUACGCUUUAUGAUGACUAUGACACUUCAUUCAAUCAGUUUUAAUUUUUGUAUCGCUUUUUUAAGUGAACCAUAAAAAAUGUAUAGAGCCCUUUUGUGUGGGUGUCUUUAUCAUAUGGAGGGAAUGAUGUACUGGAGAGUGUCUCUAUUGAACAUGGUUAGAGCCCCAGUAUCAAACAUUAACUGUGGUAUGUCCCAAAUGGCACCCUAUUCCCUAUAUAGUGCACUACUUUUGACAAGAACCCUAUGGGCCCUGGUCAAAAGUAGUGCACUUUAAAAGUAAUAGGUUGCCAUUUGGGAUACAGAAAUACAACCUGCCCUAUCCGAAGGUCAGUGGGAAUCCUGUGUCUGUGUAUAUACAGUAUAUGUAAAUAGUUUUUUUUUUUUUUUACUUGAAAAUAUGUAUCUAAUGAAUUAUUGCAUAUCUAAUGUUUAUAAUGUAUUGUAUGGUUCGACUGAAAGGGACAUAUCACUAGUGUUGUCAAGACCCAUGGAUAACUGAUUGCCAGACAUUUCUUCCACAAACAUUGGCUGCGUUCUGAUUCUCUACCGUUCUCCAGAAGUGAGCACUCGUUCACCUUCCCUCAUACUUUUAAAUGCAUUGGAUUGAUGCAAGCAUGGCUGAAGGGAGUUUCCACCAUUAUUCCUUACAAAAAUGCAUUUAUUUUUAAUCCAUGAGGGGGAAUGUACGAGUGCACACUCCGGAGAAGGGUAGAGAUUGGGAACGUAGCCACAGUCUCAAUGUACUGUAGAUGUUUUCAUAUCUCAUACGUCUCUUCUCUGGCAAGAGGUUUUCCCUUUGGAGGAAGGAUUGAUGUAGGAUCAUUGCAUAAUUUCAUAGAUUAGAAUACAUUUCAGCAUGCUGGUUAAUGAAAGCAUGUAGCCUAGCUUAAGUGAACCAACCAUCCCAGAUUUAGAGGGCUGAUUUUAAAGUACUGCUAUUUCUAAGGUUAGGCAUAAUGACCUGUUAAUAAAAUACAAAAAUUAAGGGACAUAAUUAAAAGUAUGAGAACCGAGAAACGUGCUAUGUUGUUCUUUUGCACGAAAUGAAUGGCCGUCCAAGCCAAGGGAACAUAAUAUACUGCAUUCUGGAAAUAAAGUUAACAUAAGAGUGAACAACACUUCUAUCUGAAAAUACUAAGAAGAUCAUUCUAAAUGUUAGUCAAAUGGUAAACUAUUCCCUAUAUAGUGUACUACUUCUGACCAGAGCCCUAUGAGCCCUGGACAAAAGUAGUGCACAAUGUAGGGAAUAGGGUCCCAUUUGGGACGCAUUCUAAGACAUGUCCUGUUUGUUUCCUAUGUGAACGAAGCAAAGUGCAUUGUGUCAAGUGUUACCAAAGUGUAGGAGGCAUUGUAUAGGCCUGGUACCAAAUCAGUUUGUGCUGUAUAGCCUAUAACUCCUGUGGUCAUUGUGAUGCCUUGGAAUGACAGAUCUGGGACCAGGCUACAACUAUAAACCGUAGGCUCUGCCUGGCAGAGAAAUAAGCAUCACUCUGUUUCAUAAGGGAUGAAUGACAUUGAUUAUCAUAACACUAAAACAGACAGCCUCUAGGUUGAAAAAUGACCAGAACAAGGGACACCUUGUCAUAGCUAGAUUGUCAUUUUUUACCUCAGUGGCCCUUUAAGACAGAACCACAACCUAUCAGCCAAGUCUAUUUCUAUUCAGAAUGCACUGCAAUCCUCUGACUCAUUGUUCAGAUGGGUUUUUGUGAUACUGAUGUGAUAUUACUUGGUUAAGGACUACGAUAGAUGGAAUCCAUAUUUGGAGAGGCAUCAUGACGUAGUUUUGGCACUUUCAGAGAGAAUAAAAUGCAGUUAGGAGAGAAGCUUACAUAAGGCAACCAACCGUUAAUACUAUGGAAUAAUAAUUAUCACACUCUGAAAACAUGUGAGAUUGAUGUGUGUGAUGAGUUCACAAAUAAACUAACUAUUUGAUAA